Talaromyces rugulosus is the source of this 1698-nucleotide messenger RNA. RefSeq lists its product as uncharacterized. The transcript has 8 exons. Gene Ontology annotation, molecular function: zinc ion binding; DNA binding. Bases 1 to 1698 code for a protein of 565 amino acids. Gene Ontology annotation, biological process: DNA-templated transcription. Lineage: Eukaryota; Fungi; Ascomycota; Eurotiomycetes; Eurotiales; Trichocomaceae. The record is from RefSeq and is a predicted model, not a curated record.
AUGGAGUUGGUGGCUGGAGAAACGAAUCCUCGGUCGUUAAGCCUCGCCUUCUUCUCCGAGAGCAGGAUCCGCUCGCUGUCUGAGCGGCUGGGGCACAGCAAACUCCGCGACCUCAUCGAGGCGAUUGGGACCGUCAUCAACGCUAGGAUGAACCGGGACGGUGAUCUCUGCGGCUGGAAGGCCCCAGGAGGCACAAUCAAGUUCAAAAGCCCGACGACGCCGGAAGAAGUGUCGCCAGACGCCGCGGGGGCGUACAUAGCAGUGUACUUCGACCAAGUCCACCCCAUCUACCCCUUUCUGGACCGCCAAAGCUUCGAGGAGAAGGCCUCCAACCGUGAUUUGCCUGCCUAUCUGGCCCAAAAUCCUGCCUUUUCCGCUCUAUACCACACUGUGCUCGCUCUCGGCUGUCAGUACACAGAAGGUGGGUCGUUUGAGAUCGGCAAAGGCAAGGCAUGGAAGCUGUACCAGAUCGCGCUGGGACUAUUCCCAGAUCUCCUUCUCCCCCGAGAGGCCCUCGAGAAUCUUCAGGCGAUCACGGCGAUGACUAUAUUCGCACUAAAUCUAUCCUGCAUACAAAUUGAAGAGACCCUGAUUUCCGAGGCGGCCAGAAUGGCCCAGGCAUUGGGGUACAACCGCACCACAAGUAUCGACGCUGGGCACAGGACCUUUUGGGUUAUAUACACCCUAGAGAAAACGACUUGUUUUUUCGCCGGUAACAGCUCGGAGUUAAGUGACUUUGAUAUCGGGUGUCCCAUUCCAGAUAUUCCGGAGGCCGUAUCUGGAGGCGUCGACUGGUUCUUAUCGUCUGCUCGGUUCGGUCGACUGGUCUCACGUGCUUAUGAGAUGCUAUUUUCAGUCACUGCUACCAUGAAGACCCCCGAGCAAUAUUUUGCCGCCAUCGACAAUGUAAACGAUGAUCUCGAGCAGUGGCGGAAUUCUUUUCCUGAUGAUUUCCGACCCGGUGAUGCUUUUCGGCCUGGCAACUGCAAAACUUCUUGGUCACUUUUGAUUUCACUUCGAGCGCAGUUCUUCUACUAUGCUGUUGUUAUUGCCCUAUGCAGACUCACUUUACAUGUGGGCGCCGGCACUACAUCGGAGCGCAUGGAAGAUGCCAAAAAAAGGCUCAUGCACAUUGCGCGGCAGAUCAUCGAAAACACUCGGUAUAUCGAUGCUGAACCUUAUACCCCAAUUUGGAUGCUCGGAGUAAUCCCUCUUUCGGCGUUGUUCAUCCUGUUCGACUUUGUUGUCCACAACCCAUCUCACCCCGAAACAAGCACCAACUUGGCUCUGCUGGACGUUGCUGGAGGCUACUUUAGUCGCCUAGAAUAUGCAACCGGCGGUUCCCUUCCAAGCUCGAUACUGUCAGACUUUGCUCAUAUCGCGCGCCAAUUUGUUCGAGAUAUCAAUCCUGACGAGCGUAUACCAAACGAUAUAACUCGAUAUACACCAUACCUUUCCACAAAGACUUACGAGGGAAUGCCCAAUGACACCCAGCCGAUGACGUACCUUCCUACACAUUUACCUAAUAAUCACAUACCUAUGCAUAACGAACUUGCUAAUGACGCUUCUGCUCCUUAUACUGAUCCGCUAUUCUAUCCCACCACGGAUUUGCAGCCUCUAAUGGGAGGCGACAUCCCUUCAGGUUUCGAUAUUACCAGCCUGUUUGACGCCGUCAUUCCGGAUUUCCCGAAUCUCUAG